GAUGCUCCAUGACAAAGCCAGCUCACAUGUCCAUGUCCAGAACAAUGGAUCUCAUGGAAUGGAGGCUGGGGAGAGGACUCCCUGCAUUUACUGCUCCUGUGGGGGAAGAAGUCAUUGUCAUGCUCCAGUAAGAAUACUAAAGUGGGCCUUGGGCCAACAUGAAAUGGGUCAGAUGCUACUAAGCUUAAAUAAAUCAGAGAUGUGCAAGAUCCCCGUGAAGGUAUUUCUGCAAGCCCCACCAAGGAGGAAGUAGGUGGAGAGAGGAUGUGUAUUGCCUUGCUCUCCUGGUGAAACCUGGGCCACUCCCACACUUCCUGGAGGUCUGUGUCAAUCCAGAGAAGUCUGUUCCUCAGAAGAGCAGCAUCGCUGGGGCCAGCAGGCCAGAUUGGAUGCAAGACCAUGUCCCUGGUUGUUCCCACCCUGCUCUGUCUUGGUGAGUCUGGGAGAGAAGGGCCCAGCUACAAAUACAAGGCUACAGGGUGCAGGGCUGCUGAUUCUAGAAGGCUGAGCUGUCUCACCUGCUGUUUCCUCCCAGGGUUGUAUCUAGGCCAGAAGACUCAGGCACAAAAGGGAACUCUCCCACGACCUCAUAUCACAGCUCUACCAGGAUCCAUAGUUCCACCUGGGGAUCCUGUGAUGAUCCUGUGCCAAGGGCCCGCAGAGGCUGAAGCAUACGUGAUAUCUAAAGUGAGUAGCCCUGAGCCCUCAGAUGAAGAGAAGCAACUGCUACCUAAGAAAAGCAACACUUUGAGUAUCGCGGAGAUGACACCACCUUGGGCAGGGCUGUACCACUGUUCCUAUAGCAGUGGAGAGAGAUGGUCCCAGUUCAGCGACUUCCUGCAGCUGGUGAUGACUGGAGCUUAUGAAAAACCCUCCCUCUCAAGCAUGACUGGAACUGUGGUGGCUUCAGGGGAGAAUGUGAAGUUGCGGUGUUUCUCAACGCUCAAGUUUGAUGCAUUUAUUCUUAUGAAAAAAGAAGGAGGUCACACCAUUCAGAAGCGAAGCUCAAACUCCCAGGAUGGAGGACACCAGGCUGUCUUCCUGUUGAAUCAAGUAUCCUCCACACAGGCCGGGACCUACAGAUGCUAUGGUGUCUUCAGCCAUUACCCCUAUGUGUGGUCUCACCCCAGUGACCGAUUGCAGCUUCAGGUCAGAGCCCCAUUUGCAGAAGCUCCUGAAGCUCCUGAUCCCAUGAACUCCACAUAUUUUCUUGCCCCAUUUGCAGAAGCUCCUGAAGGUCCUGAUCCCACGACGUCCAGACCUUCAACUGGUGAGUAACUGAGUUUAGAUGGAAAACUGAAAAAACAUUCAGGUAGACGAGAGGAAGAAAACCACUCUGAUUUCAUCCCAUUUUCAGGAGCUCCUGGAGAUCUGUACUCCACGAAGCCCAGACAUUCAACUGGUGAGUAACCGAGUUUA
This is a messenger RNA of Diceros bicornis minor, 1419 nucleotides long. RefSeq names its product leukocyte immunoglobulin-like receptor subfamily B member 4. The transcript has 7 exons. Gene Ontology annotation, molecular function: inhibitory MHC class I receptor activity. NCBI's taxonomy places the organism in Eukaryota, Metazoa, Chordata, Mammalia, Perissodactyla, Rhinocerotidae. Gene Ontology annotation, biological process: cytokine-mediated signaling pathway. The coding region runs from base 400 to 1278 and encodes 292 amino acids. The record is from RefSeq and is a predicted model, not a curated record.